CAAUAACUUUUUCAAGUCAAAUUAACCCCGUUUCUUUAGCCUAUAAUCUAUACCAGAGUUGCAGGCUGUUGGCUAUGGCGAAGGAAAAGGAGCUCGACGUUUUGGACUCUUCGUACCUCCACCUGCUCUCUGCAUUUCUCGCCAUGGAGCCACCCAAUGUCGUAAUCUCCUUUGCCAGGGAUUGUGGCGGAGAUUCAAUUACUGAAACAGUGCAGAACUUCAUUUGGCGUCACUGUAUUAGCAAGGCUGAUGUGAAAUGGCAGGGGCCUUACUUGAAAAGAUUUCUCAAGAAGCUCAUUGUUGAAAUUGAAUCGAGUGGCUGUGUAGUUUUGGAUGAACUGUACGAGCAGUACGCUUUUUACAUGACUUCCUUACGGGGCGAUGAUGCAGCUAAAGAGAACUCGAGAGUUUUGAAAAUAAUCUCAUUUCUUUUUCCUGAUGAGUCUUCUGGAAUCUUAAGCUGCUCGAAAUCUAGGAAAUUGGAGGUGAAACUUCAGUGUUCUCUCAACAUGCUCGAAGGAGAUACAGGGUUGAGAGGCUUUGAAUGUAUCCUCGUAUGGAAAAUCAUACUUUGUACUACUUUUAGAGAAGUGUAUAUUUAUCUCUCAAUGAUUCUCAAUCUGCAGGUUAUACUUAGUGAUGGGAACUUGUCAACUUUAGCGAAUAUGAAGCUUAACUUGGAACUAAACCAUCUGAGAACUGGAACGCAGUUACUAGACCACCAUAGGAAUUGCAAUACGGUGCAAUGUGUUUCCUUGCCAUGGGAAUCUGCAUCAGAAGAUGAGCUUCGUUACUUCACGCCCGACAUAAUUUUGGGUGCAGAUGUAGUUUACGACCCAACAUUCCUUCCACAUCUUGUUCGAGUUUUGGUGGUUCUUUUAAGGUGUGAAAAUUCAGUUUCUGAAGAAGUUGACGCUGUUAGUGAGUUUGAUGCUAGUCAAUGCAAAGUGAUGAGUAAUGCUACCCAAAAUGCGGAAUUUUCUGGUGAUCCUAUUCCUUCAGUUAAAGGUCGUGUUGCAUAUAUUGCUUCUGUGGUUCGUAAUGUUGAUACGCUCCGUUACUUUCUCUCACUCGCAAAACAGUCCAAUCUUAUUGUCACUGACCUUACCGAAAAGGUCAAGCCAUUUAAUUUUCUUCCUUACAUAAAAUCGUAUCAGCAAUCUGGCAUAAAGAUGUUCAGAAUUUCAUAAUCGGCAAUAUGGUGAUCUUCUUUGAGUACUCUUCUUGUAAACUUUCAAAAUUAGCGCAACUCACUACGGUCUUUAUGCUUUGUGUCUGUAUUUAUCUAAAUUGUUGGAUUUCUAAGUUUUCCCAUAUUCUGGGUUUUCCUCUUAUUAGA
Molecule: messenger RNA, 1339 nt
Organism: Olea europaea var. sylvestris
Lineage: Eukaryota; Viridiplantae; Streptophyta; Magnoliopsida; Lamiales; Oleaceae
Exons: 8
Coding region: 75-1190 (371 amino acids)
Source: RefSeq, a predicted model, not a curated record